AUGUUAUUUUUCGAGUUCAUCCCUCCAAAUUUCAUUGAAAUCCUCGGGAGUCAGCAUGGUUUAUUACAAAUCUUCAAUCAUUAUGGGCAUAUCAAAGGACAUUUCUACCGCCCAAAUGCUAGCUGGGCAUAUAUUACUUAUGGUACAUAUCUUGAAGCAGAAAAUGCCAUAAAAGAUUUACAUAAUAAAUCACCAUUGCAUUUGCAAAUAUCAUUUGCAAAAGAAAAAGGCUCCAGUGAAGUAGCAACAGUGAAGACAUCAGCUUUUAAAAAUGUUGCACAACAAUCUGAAAAUCACAAUGUAACAGCUGUUACAUUUGCAAAUAAGUCAUUAAUACAAACCAGAGGACCAGGCAAGCCCUUAAAUGUAUUUAAAGGGAUUGAACCAAAUCCCACAUUACCACAAUACAUAUGCAUAGAAGAUGAUGAUUUAUUAUAUCCAUAUCCUUCUGAUGCACAUACAUAUAAUCCAUAUGAAAAUGCAGAACCUUAUGCAAGUACAAAUACAUUAUGGACAAGAGGAAAAUUAACUGUUACUCCAGAUGGUAAAAGACAUGUUUCUCUUGGCCGUGGAUAUACUAUGUAUGAUAUCCCAUAUCCAGAUCCUGAAGUUCACAGUUACAUUAGUAGCGUGUAUGAGAAACGUAACUCUGAUUCAUAUGAAUAUGGUGAAGAUAUGUUACAAAGUGCAGUUAAAGUAUGUAAAUUAUGCUCAAAGAAGACAAAAUUUGCUUGUGAAAGGUGUUACUAUACAUUUUAUUGUAGUAAAGAUUGUCUAGUAAAAGAUUGGCCUCGACAUAAGGUUGAAUGUGAAGCAAUUCCAUCUUUAGUAAUGGCUAUGCAAUCUAGACCUACACCACAGUCAAAUACUAGAGAGCAAACAUCUAUCAAAAGUAUUUCUAACGUACAAAUACCACUUCGACGACCGAAAAAUAUUCAACAUAUUAAGCAUACAGAAAAUAAAAUAGACAAAAUAAGAAUACCUGAGAAAAAUCAUUCUUCUUUACCUGAAAAACCACUUCAGAGAGAAAUUCAAAAUCAGAAUGCUAUUAGCGAUUCAAAAGACUUAGACAGUCAUAAGAAAUGGCAAAAGUUUCAUACUGACAAUGUACAAAAGAUAGAAGACGAUAUAUCUUUUUCCAAACAUACAUUCUUAUCUACAUCAGAAUUUAAAGAUGUAAGAAUAGUCAUAAAGGAAAAUCGUGACUUUUGGGUUCAGAAAGUAGAAGACGAAUUUGAAAUUAUGGAGCUAAUGAGUAAUCUACAAAAGGAUGCAGAUAAAGCACAAAUAGUGGAACCAAUAAAUAGAAAUGUGUAUGCUGUAAAAUUUGAAAAUAUAUGGCAUAGAGCUUUAAUUACAUCUUUAUUUCCUACAAAAAUACAUUACAUAGACUUUGGUAAUGAUGAAACCGUUUUAUCAACGGAAGAGUUUCGUGAAAUUAAUAAAUAUAAAAACAUUCCACGAUUUAGUGCUAAAAUUCGUUUAUCGGAUGCAGCAUACGAAAAAUAUAAAGAUCUUAAAUAUGAUAAUGUAAUAAGUGUAAAAAUGAUAUCGAUUGAUUCCAAUGAAGUAAUCAAUGUUGAAGUUAAAGAUGAAAAUAAUAAAUCAAUGCCGAAAGUAACUCAGAUAAAUAAUAAUCCAAUACCACAGAUUCCAAAUACUUCGAAAGCUAAUGAUGAGCCUUUGGUUACUUCAAAGACAUCUAUUAAUAAUAAUAUAUCAAAUACCUUUAAUAAAUUAAAAAGUAUAAUAAGUACUUUGACUGUUGGAAAAACAGGUUUUCUAGAAUUUGGGGCAGAACUAAAGAACAAUACUUAUAGAACAAUACUAAUGCCAAAUGAUGCAGCACCUGAUUAUGAAAAAUUACAGGUUCAUUUAUCUACAAUUUGUUCCCAAAUGACAAAACAUACAAAUCAUAGUCCAAAUAUUGGAGAUAUAAUAUGUGGUCUAAUAGCUAACCAGUGGUAUAGGGGAUGUGUUUUAUCUCUUGAACCCUCUUUAAAAAUGGCUCUAAUAGAUGGAUCCAAUGUACAGACAGUUGAUAAAACCCUACCAUGUCCUGAAAAUUUUUUGGAUAUUUGUACAUUUGGAGCAAUAUGUGAAGUAAUUGAUGCUAAAUAUAAAUUCAGUACAUAUGAUUCACAUAAGUUUAAAGUGAUAACACAAAAUGUUAAUAAGGAACAAGAUAAAAUUGAAAUAGAAAUUAUUAAAGGAAAAGAUAAAUUGAAAGCAUUUGUAAAACCUUGGAUACCAAUGCCUGAACAAACAGGAAUACAAUAUGCAGAAUUAAAAAAUGGAUCUGAGGUAUGCAUUAUGGCCUAUCGAAGUCAUACUCUCUUAUUUGUUCGUUCCUUAGAUACUGCCGAGUUAGAACAUUAUAAUAGUGUUAUGCAAAAAGUUGCAAAGUGUGCUCAAACUUCUGCAUUUUUAGAAGAACCACCAGUUGUUGGACAAAUGGUAAUAGCUAAAUAUGAUGAUACGAAUUACUAUCGUGCGAUUGUUACUAAAAUAGAGGACGAUAAAAUUGCAAUUACAUACGUUGAUUUUGGUAAUACAGAAUUUACAAAUAUAAAGAAACUUAAAUCUUUAACUGAUGAUUUAAAACAGCUCCACAGUUGUAUAACAAAGGUCACUCUAAAUGAUGUACCCGAAGACGUUCCUAUGACAAAAGAUGUAAGUGAUUAUCUUAGUCACUUAGUAGGAACUGAAGUUCGUUUAACGUGUACAUUUAACGGUAUACAUUCUAAAGAUGGUGUACAUCUUAAACUUCAUACUGGAGAAAGUGUUAAUAAAAAAAUAAGUGAAUUACUUGUACCUACAUCAAAGAAAUCUGCUGAGGAAGACAAAACGUGUUAUUUGUUAAAUGAUAUAAGUUCUGCACGCUUAGGAAAUAAUGGCGAUAUUAUUACAGCAGUUAUACUGUAUUGUCUUGGUGAUUAUAUGUAUGCAAUGUGUCCAUUAGAUUAUGAUAUGAUGUAUCACGUUUUUAAUACAUUGUCAGAAAAGAUAAAUGCAUAUUGUAAAACAAGUGAUCAUUACAUUCCCCGUGAGGAAGAGCUUUGUCUUGCUCUCUACAAAGAUGGAUGGUAUCGCGCUGCUUGUGUAUGUCGUAGUUCUACACCUACAACAAGCUCCCUUUUUUUCAUUGAUUAUGGUAAUACCGAGGAUAUUAAUCAUAAAGAUAUACGACUGAUGCCAAGGGAAUUUAUUACAGCCCCUGCAGUUGCAAGUAUUUGUAAUAUUAUUAAUGCAGCUGAUCACGAUGGGCAUCGUUCUCCUAAAAUAAAAGAAAUUUUAGAGCAAGAAGCUACAGGGUCAAUUGAUAGUGUUCCUGUUACAAUAAAAAUUGUCAAUUAUGAUUUGGAAUCAGGAAUGUACAAGGUGGAGCUACACGACUAA
Messenger RNA from Habropoda laboriosa, 3399 nucleotides. RefSeq lists its product as uncharacterized. The coding region runs from base 1 to 3399 and encodes 1132 amino acids. The record is from RefSeq and is a predicted model, not a curated record. The transcript is spliced from 15 exons. Lineage: Eukaryota; Metazoa; Arthropoda; Insecta; Hymenoptera; Apidae. Gene Ontology annotation, molecular function: nucleic acid binding.